Rattus rattus (black rat) is the source of this 3084-nucleotide messenger RNA. RefSeq names its product DNA ligase 1 (gene Lig1). The transcript has 28 exons. NCBI's taxonomy places the organism in Eukaryota, Metazoa, Chordata, Mammalia, Rodentia, Muridae. The record is from RefSeq and is a predicted model, not a curated record. Gene Ontology annotation, biological process: Okazaki fragment processing involved in mitotic DNA replication; DNA repair; DNA biosynthetic process. Gene Ontology annotation, cellular component: mitochondrion; nucleus. Gene Ontology annotation, molecular function: ATP binding; DNA ligase (ATP) activity; DNA binding. Bases 153 to 2936 code for a protein of 927 amino acids.
UUUACUCGCAGGCCCCGCCCUCGUCCGUCUCCGUCUCAUCCCGCCAAGGUCUGCGCGCGAAAUCUGUGUGGCGCGAAUUUGGGGCUUUCGAGUUUGCGUCUCCGAGCGAGCGAGUGUGGUGUCCCGCAAAGUGAUUUGGAGAGGUACAACUGAUGAAAAAAAAAGAGCAAGAGAGGAAGGGAGAGAAUUCUGCCAACAUGCAGAGAAGUAUUAUGUCAUUUUUCCAACCCACAACAGAAGGUAAAGCGAAGAAGCCAGAGAAGGAGAUACCCAGCAGCAUCAGAGAGAAGGAACCCCCUCCAAAGGUGGCAUUGAAGGAGAGGAAUCGAGCGGUGCCUGAGAAUGAUUCUCCAGUGAAGAGACCAGGAAGGAAGGUGGCCCAGGUUCUGAGCAGUGAAGGGGAGGACGAAGAUGAAGCCCCUGGUACCCCCCAAGUCCAAAAGCCUGUGUCAGACUCCAAACAGAGCUCUCCUCCCAGCCCUGACUCCUGUCCUGAGAACAGCAGCCCCUCCAUGGACAUCUCCCCAUCAGGAUUCCCAAAGCGCCGAACUGCACGGAAGCAGCUCCCAAAACGGACAAUUCAAGACACUCUUGAGGAGCACAAUGAAGACAAAGACAAAGCAGCUAAGAAAAGGAAAAAAGAAGAUACACAGACCCCAACAGAAAGCCUCAGAGAGGCUGAAGAAGUAAAACAGAAGGAAGAACAGGUGGAGGACCAGCCCACAGUACCCCCUGAGCCCACAGAGUCCCCUGAGUCAGUAACCCUCACAAAGACAGAGAACAUUCCAAUGUGUAAGGCAGGUGUGAAACAGAAGCCUCAGGAAGAAGAACAGAGCAAGCCUCCUGCCAGGGGUGCCAAGCCACUGAGCAGUUUCUUCACACCCCGAAAACCAGCAGUGAAAACUGAAGUCAAACAAGAAGAGUCAGACACUCCAAGGAAGGAAGAGACCAAGGGAGCCCCGGAUCCAACCAAUUAUAAUCCUUCCAAGAGUAACUACCAUCCCAUUGAAGAUGCCUGCUGGAAACAUGGCCAAAAGGUUCCUUUUCUUGCUGUGGCCCGGACAUUUGAGAAGAUUGAGGAGGUGUCUGCUCGGCUUAAGAUGGUGGAGACACUGAGCAACCUGCUGCGCUCCGUGGUGGCCCUGUCCCCAACAGACCUGCUCCCUGUUCUCUAUCUCAGCCUCAACCGCCUUGGGCCGCCUCAGCAAGGUCUAGAACUGGGUGUUGGUGAUGGUGUCCUCCUCAAGGCAGUUGCCCAGGCCACAGGUCGUCAGCUGGAGUCCAUCCGGGCUGAGGUAGCUGAGAAGGGGGAUGUGGGGCUAGUGGCGGAGAACAGCCGAAGCACUCAGAGGCUCAUGCUGCCUCCACCUCCACUUACUGUUUCUGGAGUCUUUACCAAAUUCUGUGACAUUGCCCGGCUCACUGGCAGUGCUUCCAUGGCCAAGAAAAUGGACAUUAUCAAGGGCCUUUUUGUUGCCUGCCGCUACUCAGAAGCCCGGUUUAUUGCCAGGUCCCUAAGUGGGCGGCUGCGCCUUGGGCUGGCUGAGCAGUCAGUGCUGGCUGCUCUUGCCCAGGCUGUGAGUCUCACACCCCCUGGCCAAGAAUUUCCCACAGCCGUGGUGGAUGCUGGGAAGGGCAAGACAGCAGAGGCCAGAAAGAUGUGGUUGGAAGAACAAGGCAUGAUCUUGAAGCAAACCUUCUGUGAGGUGCCUGAUCUGGAUCGCAUCAUCCCUGUGCUGCUGGAACAUGGCUUGGAAAGUCUCCCAGAGCACUGCAAGCUGAGCCCAGGGGUUCCUCUUAAACCAAUGCUGGCCCAUCCCACUCGGGGUGUCAGUGAGGUCCUGAAACGCUUUGAGGAGGUCGACUUCACCUGCGAGUAUAAAUACGAUGGGCAGCGGGCACAGAUACACGUUCUGGAAGGUGGAGAAGUGAAGAUCUUCAGCAGGAACCAGGAAGACAACACAGGAAAGUAUCCUGACAUCAUCAGCCGCAUCCCCAAGAUUAAACACCCCUCAGUCACAUCUUUCAUUCUGGACACUGAGGCUGUGGCCUGGGACCGGGAAAAGAAGCAGAUCCAGCCAUUCCAAGUGCUCACCACACGCAAGCGCAAGGAGGUUGAUGCAUCGGAGAUACAGGUACAAGUGUGUCUGUAUGCUUUUGACCUCAUCUACCUCAACGGAGAGUCCCUGGCCCGCCAGCCCCUGUCUCGACGCCGGCAGCUACUCCGUGAGAACUUUGUGGAGACAGAGGGUGAGUUUGUCUUUGCCACCUCCUUGGACACCAAGGACAUCGAGCAGAUUGCUGAGUUCUUAGAGCAGUCAGUGAAGGACUCCUGUGAGGGCCUGAUGGUGAAGACCCUGGAUGUUGAUGCUACCUAUGAGAUCGCCAAGAGGUCACACAACUGGCUCAAGCUGAAGAAGGACUACCUUGAAGGUGUGGGCGACACUCUGGACCUUGUGGUGAUUGGUGCCUACCUGGGCCGGGGGAAGCGGGCUGGCCGGUAUGGGGGCUUCCUGUUGGCUGCCUACGAUGAGGAGAGUGAAGAGCUGCAGGCCAUAUGCAAGCUGGGAACCGGAUUCAGCGAUGAGGAGCUGGAAGAACAUCAUCAGAGCAUGCAGGCCCUUGUAUUGCCUACCCCACGCCCCUAUGUGAGGAUUGAUGGGGCAGUGGCCCCAGACCACUGGCUAGACCCGAGUGUUGUGUGGGAGGUGAAAUGUGCUGAUCUCUCCCUGUCUCCCAUCUACCCUGCUGCACGGGGCCUGGUGGACAAAGAGAAAGGGAUCUCUCUUCGUUUCCCUCGGUUCAUUCGUGUCCGUGAAGAUAAGCAGCCAGAGCAGGCCACUACCAGUGACCAGGUGGCCUCUUUGUACCGGAAGCAGAGUCAGAUUCAGAACCAGCAAAGCUCAGACUUGGACUCUGAUGUUGAAGAUUAUUAACCUCCUGCUCUCCUGGACCUGGGGUGGAGAUUGAGAGAACAUGGUUACUAUUGGACUGGUUGUGUUGACUGGCGUGCAGGUGCUUACAGGAUGAGAUCCUGGGGCUGGGAUGCUUCAUUUUAUUCAAUAAAUGACUAUCAUUUGACUA